This is a messenger RNA of Paramacrobiotus metropolitanus, 822 nucleotides long. RefSeq lists its product as uncharacterized. NCBI's taxonomy places the organism in Eukaryota, Metazoa, Tardigrada, Eutardigrada, Parachela, Macrobiotidae. Bases 1 to 822 code for a protein of 273 amino acids. The transcript is spliced from 4 exons. The record is from RefSeq and is a predicted model, not a curated record.
AUGUAUUUUAUCGUCCUGCUCGCUGUCUGCUGCGUCGCGCUCCCUGGCCAUGGAAGCGCCGAGACGGCAAAGGUCACCGGCGAUAAAAGCGCCCCGUGUCGGCAGAGUAUGGCCUUCGGGUGGGGCGACGCGGUGGACGAGCGGUGGCGCUGCAGCGCCGAUCCCGCCGGCAAACCCAUCAAUCCUACGGCGAUGCGCCUGCUGUCGUCGACCAUCGCCAACGCCGGUCGCUUCAUCCGCGUGCGCGCCCGCUCCGACGACGCGCCGCUGAACGCCAGCCGCGCCGGUCGGCGGUUGGACAGCGAGGCGCUGGACAUCAGCAGCGCCUUAGUGCGCAGCCUGCAGCGGCACAACGGUGAGCCGCAGCCGCGGGCGCUGGGCCGCGACGACACCAGCGUGUGCAAUGUCGCCGGGUGCGCCGCCAGCGGCCGGCUGCUGCCUGAAUCCUGCUGCCCCGUCCGCACCGAGGUGGCCUAUCCGCAGUUCGGCCAGUCGGCCAUCACCGAGGACACCUUCACCAUCAUCCAGGAUUUUCCUGAUUUCGUCCAGCCCGUUUUCAAACGCGUCUGCGUGCGUUCGCAGUGUAAUUUGAUCUACGGGAACUGCACGCAGAAAUACGUGCCGCACGCCGUCUUCUCGGCGCCCAGCGGCAAGUUCGGAUCGCUCUUCGGACAGGAUUAUCUCCUCGUCGAAAGCGGAUGCGAGUGCGUCCCGGCCAACCCGUUCCCGGAUGACCCGGCCAACCGGCUGGCCGUCGCCGGCACACCGCCCGCCGGCGUCGAUGUCAGCGCCGUCAACGACAAACGCAACAGUGUCGCAUAA